AUGGCGCCCCAUGCCGUGGGAGACGAUGAGGUGGUCGGCAUCCGGCCGUUUGCGGUGGUGGGCGACGUGCCCAUGAAGGAGGCCGCCGUCCGGGUGGAGGUACAGCAUGUCGAGACUGUGCCCAUGGAAGUCGAGCAGAAGGAGGAGGAGGAGGAGGAGGAGCACAAGAAGCCGAGCAGGAACUGGAUCAUGGGCGAGGAGGCCUUUGAGCGGCGCAUGCCGCACCACGACGGCAUCAGGGCGCUCUGGGAGACAAAGUGGAAGUUCCCCUGCACAAUGAGCGUAUACCCCUUCCACGACGGGAAAUUCGAAGACUUUGAACCCGUCUUCCAGCACCUCAUCGAGAACAACGUCAACGACGGCACAUCCCCAGCCUAUACGAAGGCCUUCCUCCCCGCCGCAGAAGCCCUGGCCCUCCGCGCAGACUCCCUCCUCGCCGCCGCCGCGGCCCACGGCCGAGGCGCCGACGCCGACGCCGACAGCAAGGCCCAGGCCAGCGCGCUGUACCUCCGCGCCUGCUCGCUCUACCGCAUCGCCCGCUUCCCCUACAUCACGUCGAGCCCCGCCGUCAACGACCCCGUCAAGUGGCACGCCUGGCAGCUGCAGAAGGCCGCCUACGCCAAGGCCGGGAAGCUCUGGGACGAGCCCCUGCAGGAGGUGCACGUGCCGCACCGCCCGCACCGUCACCGCCGGGCGAAUGACGGCGGUGCCGCCGCCGCCGCCUCCUCUUCCUCGAUCCCCGUGUAUGUGCGCGUGCCGCGCGCCGCCGAGGACGGCGCGCACCCGUGCCCGCUCGUGAUCCUCAUGACGGGGCUCGACGGCUACCGGCCCGACAACACGGCGCGGUGCGACGAGUUCCUGGCCCGCGGGUGGGCCUGCUGCGUCGCCGAGGUGCCCGGCACGGCGGACUGCCCGGCGGACCCGGCGGACCCGGCGGCGGCGGAGCGCCUGUGGGACGACCUGCUCGCGUGGGCGGGCGCCGUCGGCGUGUUCGACAUGGCCAGGGUCAUGGUCUGGGGCCUGAGCUCGGGCGGGUACUACGCCGUGCGGAUCGCGCACACGCACGCCUCCCGCCUGGCGGGCGUGGUGGCGCAGGGCGCCGGGGCGCACCUCUUCUUCGACCCCGGGUGGCUUGCGAGGGCGGACGGGCACGAGUAUCCCUUCUUAUUGACGCCUGCGCUGGCGAUGAAGCACGGGUACGGCUCGGUCGAGGAGUACGUGGCCGGCGCGCAAAAGAAGUUUUCGCUGCUGGAGAACGGGAUCUUGGAUAUGCCUUCGACGAGGCUUUUGCUUGUGAAUGGAACGAUGGAUGGCCUCAUGCCGAUUGAGGACUCGAUGCUGUUGUUUGAGCAUGGCUCGCCCAAGGAGGCAAGAUUCUUCUCCGGUGCGCUGCACAUGGGCUACCCCAAGGCCAACGGCUCCGUGUACCCGUGGAUGGAGAGCGUCAUGGCUUCGGUUGUCUGA
This is a messenger RNA of Thyridium curvatum, 1464 nucleotides long. RefSeq lists its product as uncharacterized. The transcript has 6 exons. The record is from RefSeq and is a predicted model, not a curated record. Lineage: Eukaryota; Fungi; Ascomycota; Sordariomycetes; Thyridiales; Thyridiaceae. Bases 1 to 1464 code for a protein of 487 amino acids.